Molecule: messenger RNA, 633 nt
Organism: Phytophthora infestans T30-4
Lineage: Eukaryota; Oomycota; Peronosporomycetes; Peronosporales; Peronosporaceae
Product: M96 mating-specific protein, putative
Exons: 1
Coding region: 1-633 (210 amino acids)
Source: RefSeq, a predicted model, not a curated record
AUGCACUCCAAAGUUCUCGCCAUAGUGGGCCUGUGUGUCGCUGCUUCUAUUCUGCAUGCGACUGACGCUGCUAAUAGAAUGCCCCCACGUCGUCAACUCGGGUCUUACAAGGACUACGGCCACAGCCAGCACAAGCACGAGCACGACCACAAGAAACACCACCACCACGACAAGAAGGACCACUCGCGCUACUACCGUCGCCGCCUCGAAGAUAAGGACACCAAGGCUACCGAUUAUAAGGACACCAAGGCUACCGAGUCUUCGGACUACAGCUACGGCAAAGGCGAUUAUGGUCACGGGCACGACCACCAGGGCUAUGGCCAUGAUGACUAUGGUCACGAUGACUGUGGCCGAGAUAGCUACGGCCACGAUGAUUAUAAGCACAACGACUACAAGCACAAAGGCUACGGAUACGUUAGUGGCGACGACUACAAGGGCUAUGGUAGCGGCUACAGCUACAGCUAUAAGAACUAUGGAGGCGACUGCGACGACUACUACGGUCACGGCAACGACUACUACCCUGAUUACUACUCGUCAUAUGGUGGUAGAAACCAAGAAUUACAGCACGCGGACGUGCAAUCACUGUCAAUCUGCGUGAGUUUGCAAAACAAACCUUGUGUCAUAUACAAGUAA